This is a messenger RNA of Paramecium octaurelia, 810 nucleotides long. Lineage: Eukaryota; Ciliophora; Oligohymenophorea; Peniculida; Parameciidae. The record is from the annotation of a GenBank genome assembly.
AUUAUGUCUGAUUAAAUAUAAGAAUAUAAAGCUUGUUGGAAAUAAGCAGUUGAUGCUGCUGAAAAAGAAUUAAUUUAGCUUUACUCUUAAUAUCUUUAGAGUGAUUAAGAAUUAUUAAAAGAGAAUUUGUAAAAAUACAAUCAAUAAGAGUAACCAUCUUUAAAUUAUAAUAAGUAAACGUAAUGAGGUUUAAAAUGAGUCAUGCCCUUAGGAUAAUAUUAAUAAUGAUGAAGAAGAAGACUAAUAAGAUUAGAUGGGUCAUCAAUCAAACAUAGCAACUUCAACAACAAAAGAAGACUUUGUAGUGAAUUAAGAAAUUAAAAGGGAACUGAUUAGAGAAGUGCCAUUUAAAGAUGAAAUACUUUAUAUUUAUAGAAUUACAUAUUAGAAUGGAGAUGUCUAUGAAGGAGAAUUAUUGAAUGAUUUAAAGGAUGGAUUAGGAACAUAUUACUAUGAAAAUGGGGAAAAAUAUGACGGGUUAUUUUCAGAAGAUCUUAUUCAUGGCUAUGGAAAAUAUUUCUUUAUAGGAGGUCAUAAAUACGAAGGAGAUUGGUAUUAGGGAGAAAAAUUUGGGAUGGGUAUUUUAGAUUUCAGUACAGGAGACAGAUAUAUUGGAGGUUUUUAUAAAGAUGCAUUUGAUGGAGAAGGUAAAUUAAUGGCUAAUCAAUAGGUACGUUUGAGUACAAGAAUGGAGAUGUUUUCAAAGGCUAAUGGAAAAAAGGAAAGAAGAAUGGUCCUGGAGAAAUGAGAUACAAAGACAAAAGGGUUGUUAUAGGGGAAUGGAUUGAUGAUGAAUUAUAGCCCUUUUGA